Molecule: messenger RNA, 126 nt
Organism: Gryllus bimaculatus (two-spotted cricket)
Lineage: Eukaryota; Metazoa; Arthropoda; Insecta; Orthoptera; Gryllidae
Source: the annotation of a GenBank genome assembly
AUGGAUGCGGGGGAUCGAAAAAAAAAAAAUAUAAGGGCAGAGGCGUUGGUGCGGACGAUCUUCUGUGCUGAGGAGGCCAAGCACUGGAAGGAGACGGCGGGACGCCCACGCCAGAAAAUAAAAUAG